Macaca mulatta (Rhesus monkey) is the source of this 4973-nucleotide messenger RNA. The record is from RefSeq and is a predicted model, not a curated record. NCBI's taxonomy places the organism in Eukaryota, Metazoa, Chordata, Mammalia, Primates, Cercopithecidae.
UUUAAUCAUGCAACACCGGGGAAGUCUUUCUGCCACCAAAGGGUCAAAUAGAAUCGACAAGCAUACGUUUUCACAGAUUGUUUGACAAUGAUUAUGCUUUAUCUAUUAAUAAUAAUCGGGGACUGCAGAUGGCUUAAAUCGAAAUGCAAGCCUCUUCUGGAACUUUCAUCUCUGCAGUCCAUCCAAGAAUGCGUUAGGUGUAAUUACAAUUUUUUAGAAAAAAAAAUUUAAUUGUAAUUUCAAUGCAAAUAAGUAUCUCGCACGUAGAAUGUCUUUACCCCUCCUAAUGCACGCAUCCGCUGUAUAAAGUGCGACUGCUUGUAGAGCACUCUAGCCUCGUCUAAAGCAGCUCGGGGAUUUCGACAGAGCUGGGCUCAGAAGCCAGUUGUUGGCGCUGUCCGUGGUGCUGAGGAAUUCCCGGCUGCCGGCAGAAUGAGCUCCAAAUCAGCAAUCUGCAAACUGCUCUUACUGAUGCAGAAACCCAGCUAAAGUUGCUCCUUUCCUUCACGUCCAUAGUUAGUAUUUUCCGGUGUGUAACAGGGGAUUCAAGCAACAUACUGUGGACGAUGGUGAUGGUAUUGCCAGCGGAGUGGGCUUUAAGCUACAGCAUGCUGUUGCUGUUUGUGAUCCUCCGAGCCUAGCCAAAUCACCUCUACUGCCGUAGCAAACACCGUGUAAGUGAACUCAUGUGUGGAGGAGGCGUAAUCAGCCGGGAAAUUUCAUAGAAGGAUCUAAGAAAAUGCUAAAAAUAAGUUCAACAUGAUUCUGCUACUGGGGUCUGGAUUUCUACAGGACCAGCAUUGCUUCUUGCUUUGAAUUCUGAAGACAGGUCCAAAGCAAAUUUCUUAUGUGUUUCUGCUGUGUUUCUUUCUGGAAGGGCGGGAGACUGCUUCUUUACUGUGUUUUGAAAUGGGAGGUAGAAAGAAUGGAUUGCCUUUAAUUCAUGCCUAAAAAUGUAUUCUUUGGGUAAUUAAAGAGGAACUGCUUUCUUAAAACAUAGCUGACCUUUUAGUUCAUUUUGGGCUGUGACCCCUACCACCACCAUUAACCUCCAGAGUGAUUAGCCUACCCCUCUUGUAUUCCCAUGGAAGGAGCUGAGUGUAUUUAAUAUUAGGAGUACAUCCAGAAGUCUUUGAAGAGGGGGAUGGCUCUUCAUAUUCAUGAAGCUUGCAUACUUCUGUUGGUCAUCCCUGGAUUGGUCACCUCUGCUGCUAUCAGUCAUGAAGACUAUCCUGCUGAUGAAGGUGACCAGAUCUCCAGUAAUGACAAUUUGAUCUUUGAUGACUAUCGAGGGAAAGGGUGUGUCGAUGACAGCGGCUUUGUAUACAAGUUGGGAGAACGAUUUUUCCCCGGGCAUUCCAACUGUCCAUGUGUCUGUGCUCUAGAUGGACCUGUUUGCGACCAACCAGAAUGCCCUAAAAUUCACCCAAAGUGUACUAAAGUGGAACACAAUGGAUGCUGUCCUGAGUGCAAAGAAGUAAAAAACUUCUGUGAAUAUCACGGGAAAAAUUACAAAAUCUUGGAGGAAUUUAAGCCCUCUCCAUGUGAAUGGUGUCGCUGUGAGCCCAGCAAUGAAGUUCACUGUGUUGUAGCAGACUGCGCAGUUCCUGAGUGUGUCAACCCAGUCUAUGAACCAGAACAAUGUUGUCCUGUCUGCAAAAAUGGUCCAAACUGCUUUGCAGGAACUACAAUAAUUCCAGCUGGCAUUGAAGUGAAAGUGGACGAAUGUAACAUCUGUCACUGUCACAACGGGGACUGGUGGAAGCCUGCUCAGUGUUCAAAACGUGAAUGCCAAGGCAAGCAGACUGUGUAGGACAAACUUCCAACCAAUGACAAGUUCUUAGGAAAGGAUGCUAUGGCUUCAACACUGCACAUGUUUAACACAAAACAAAACAAACUCCUGCCAGCUACAACAGGGUCACCAGCAAAACCUUCUAGGGUUGACAAAAGUGAAUAUUUUACUAAGAGGAAAUUUCUCUUUCUCUCUUGCUAUAUAAAAUAUAUAUAGUAUAUAGCUAUCUAAAUCGCUUUUGUAUUUACCAAUGCUUGAUGGUGACUUGACGAACAGAUUUCUGGAACAAAAAGAAAGAAAUAGCCUUGCACAGGCUCCUUCCCUGGUGAUGCCUCUGACCUACCAGCUCACUGUCCCCUGGUUUACUUCAUUUUUACUCUUCUGUACAUCGUACAUGGCAUUGUUCUCCUGUGUUUUUUUUUUUUUUUUUUUUCACUUGUAGAGUCUAAGGGGCUAGAUUUGACUGCGCACAGUAAAGUUUUGAGUUGUGUCAAAAAAGGUUUGGUGAAGGAAUGUCAGGGGAAAGAUCUUUCCCGAGCUGGGAGACACAAGAGCAUCCAGUCAAUUGCUCCUCUAGGGUGAAUCAUGCCCUGUAGACUAAGGAAAGGGGGGUGGGCACAUAGACGGACCUAUUGCUGGACAAGGUUGGGAACAAGUACUUUGUCCAUUAGGUGGGGGCUCACAAUUCUUACAAACCACACAUUUCACAUGGAAAACCUUGAAACUGCCAAUCAAAAUCUAUUAUGUAAAGAACACCAUGAGCUUAACUGAAGAAUCCAAAGAGAGACAGAUCUUUAAAAUUGUAGCAUUAAUCAUCAGACUUUUUCAUGAUGUGAAAUUUGAGUUUGGUUUGUAACUAAACACACUCUAAACUCACUCUGUCAUCGGGCAAUAUAAAUACCAGAACCAGGGUGAGAAACCCCACUGUGAAUCCAAAUCCUUCUGAACAUCUCUGGCUUUUGAGUUCAGAUUUGGCUAAAAGUCAGUAGUACACACUGGCAGUUUUUGUAGUUCAGGACUGUAUUUGCCAUGUUGUAGUAACAACCACUCAGCCCUACGUCUGAAACACAGAUUCAGGACACUCUUUCCACCUCAAGUGCUGAUUAAAAUUAAAGAUUAGGGUAGAGUGAGUCUUGCACAAUACAAUUCCAUUUGUUGAACAUUUUUUAAAAUGUAUAUAUUAGAUACUGAAAACUUAAAAUGAACCUUUGAAGAGUCUCCAGGUUGCCCUGGUAAUGCUGCUAGUAUAGUAACAGAAAAAACAAAAUACACAGGGUAUCUGAUGCCACCUCAAUUCAAGUGCAAAAUUAACAAUUCUGAAAACACAUGGCAUAGUUAGUUGCUUAUUCCAUGCUCCUGUCGUAAAAACCCUGGCACAGAUCUGAUAGGGUCCUUGAAGAGACUUUACAGUUGUCUUUAUUAUCAGCGUUCUUUCUUUUUCUGCUCCCCCAAGCUGGGCUUUGCCAUAGCUCCUGUAGAGUGCCAUAUUCUAGAGCAAGGAGUCUCAAUCUUAGUAGGAUUGACAUUUGGGGCCAGAUCAUUGUCUGUUGGUGGGGGCUGUCCUAUGUGUUUUUAGGAUGUUUAGCAGCAUCUCUGGCUUCUAUCCACUAGGUGCCAGUAGCAACAUCCCAGCGGCGGGUGACAACCAAAUGUCUCCAGAUAUUGCCUGAUGUCCUUAAGGAGUGGGAGUGAGGGGCAUAAUUUCACCUGGUUGAGAACCAGUGGCCUAGAAUAAUCGGUAGUGGUUUCUGCCAGGGAACACACUAGGCAAGCUCUAGCAGCACGUGUGGCUUUUGUGAGCUUCUGAUCCCUUUGGAACAUGUACAGUCAGUAUUCCCAAGGGCUCAGUCUUCUCCAUAGAGAGUGAGGCUUCUAAUGCUAUAGGCCCACCCUCAGGAAACGUAUUUUUUUAGUCUUGUCAACUGGUUUUUCAUUUAAAAUUGUCAGCCUCUCCUCCCUGGAAGCAUCUCCUGUCAUCAAGAGUUGUCAUUUCCAAAAUUAAUGUGCCGACGAGUUGGACCUGACAUUUUUACGCACACUGUGCUUGUGUUAUGAUACAAAGAGCCAUGCUGGCACCAUCCUGAGGAAGAACAUCAAGCCACCUUCCCUUAGAACACCAAUUUGCAGCAAGGUUGGUGCCUUUCAGUUGCCACCAUGGAUACAUCAUAUAGACAGUCAUGAAUCAUUCAUGAGCAAUGCUGCAUGAUUUAUGUCUGCACUCAAAAGUAAAGGCACUCCACACUUCAGCUUGUGUCUAGACAGAGAUGUAUUAUAGAGCUUUCUUUGCCCUGAGGUUGCCUGUUGCCAACUUCAAAAAUCCACACUCUUGGAAAGAAAUAAUAAUAAUAAAUGACAGGAAUAAGGUUGGAAACUCAGAAAAUAUCAUUAAUAGAGCCAUGCAGCAUAGUACCUUAUCUAUUAUUAAGGAGUUACUAUGUCCUUUUUUAGAAAACAGAAAGAGUGCAACUGGGAAGCUGAAGUGCAGAAAUUUUGCAUCUAAGUAUUGGCACAGUGAGAGUCACAGCAAGAAUUUACUAGAAUGGAAUGGGACAUCCAUUAAGGAUCUCUCUACAGAGAGUUUGCAGAAAGCAGGCUGUUCUGUGGCCUCUGAUAACCAGCUAGAGAGAGAGAGUUUUAUUGUGGGUUUUGUUGUUGUUGGAUUUUCUUUUUCUCAAAGUUUCACUACAAGCUGUUUCCUUUAAGAUUUUGUAGCACUGACGUUUUUCCCUCUUUAGGGAGAGAUGAACUUAUACUGUGACAAUUUCUCAUAAACUGAUAAACAUUUACAACUUCCUUCUACCCAGGUCAUUGAGAAAUUCUUUCCGGACUCUGAACAAGAGAGCUCUGGUCUCAUCUGUUGUUUGUUUCUUGUGAAGUCUUUGUUCGCAGCCACACUGUCACCUCUGUACUCCUAUUUCUCCUCCGCCUUUGGUUCUCGGCUUUAAUGACGGCUAUGUUAAAAUAAGGGAUCAACAUCUUGUUUGUCAGCUGAUGCCUAUUAAAAAUGAUUCAGUUUCUAAAAUCUUUGAAAAAUGGUGUGCCUGAAAACUAGUGAGAAAAAAAAAAAAAAAACCUGAACACUAAACUGUAAAAAGGGGAUUCUAGCAACAAUAUUUCAUGUGUAAAAGAAUAUAUUAUUAAAAAAUUAUUUUGUUAAAUAUAAAGUGUGUUAACCAGCAAA